CGCAGGAGUUGAACGCCGACGAUCGACGAACGUACCCGUUACUCCAAACCGGUAAAUAAAAAAAGCAUAACAUCAUCCAAGUAUACGAAAACGAAGGGACAAAACCCUACAAUGGACAGCGAAAGUGAUCACAAAUUUGUGCUCGCAGACGUUUUGUGACAGUGAAAUUGUGUCUCUACGGAUGUUAUUGUUUGUGUCUGUGAAAACUUUGAGGUGCAAAGAUGAGCUCGAUAGUGAACGCGGCCGCCGACGUCAUAUCGGGCACGGCGAUCGCAGCCGCGAGUACUCAGGUGACCUGGUUCAUACCUAUGUUGGUAGCCGCCAUCGCAUACUACCAGUUCGACCAGACAGACCCUGAAGGUCGUCCUGCAGAUGUGCCAGACACACUCAUGCUGCCAGAGUACGACUUUAUCGUAGUGGGAGCGGGUUCCGCUGGUGCAGUAGUAGCUAAUCGCCUCUCAGAGAUUGGCCAUUGGAAAGUUCUACUAUUAGAAGCCGGUGGAGAUGAGACAGAGAUAUCUGACGUCCCUCUCCUAGCGGGAUACCUGCAGCUUAGCAAGCUGGACUGGAAGUAUAAGACUGAGCCUCAAGGAACAAGCUGUUUAGCCAUGGAAGGAGGUCGCUGUAACUGGCCACGUGGCAAAGUCCUCGGCGGUAGUUCAGUCCUGAACUACAUGUUGUAUUUGCGAGGAAACAAAAAGGACUACGACGGGUGGGAGGCGUUAGGCAACAAAGGCUGGGGGUACAAAGACGUUUUGUACUACUUCAAGAAGUCUGAAGAUAAUCAAAACCCUUCUUUGGCGCAAACGCCAUACCACAGUAAGGGUGGAUAUCUAACUAUAUCUGAGGCUCCGUACCACACUCCGUUGGUUACGAGUUUCAUCGAAGCUGGCAUGGAGUUGGGGUACAUGAACAGAGAUAUCAAUGGGGAAAAUCAAACAGGGUUUAUGGUGGCACAAGGAACCUUACGACGAGGUAGUCGCUGCUCUACUUCGAAGGCAUUUCUACGACCUGCAAAAGACCGCAAGAACUUGCAUAUAGCUAUGCAUUCCCAUGUGACAAAGGUCAUGAUAGAUCCGCGGACGAAAAUAGCUUUUGCCGUAGAAUUCGUUCGCAAUAAAAUGAUAUAUCGAAUCCGAGCUCGAAAGGAAGUUAUUCUGUCAGCAGGAACAGUCAAUUCAGCACAGUUACUCAUGCUGUCAGGCAUCGGGCCUGCUGAAGAACUAACAAAACAUCGAAUACCAGUUAUACAAAAUCUCAAAGUAGGAAGAAACCUGCAGGAUCACAUCGGUUUGGGCGGUUUAGCUUUUAUGGUAAACAAAAAAGUAUCAAUCGUGGAGCAUCGACUACAUACAGUGAGCACACUGAUGGAAUAUGCUGUGCUAGGGGAAGGGCCUUUGACUAUAAUGGGAGGAGUCGAAGGUCUUGCAUUUGUUAAUACAAAGUACAUGAACGCGACAGACGACUUCCCAGAUAUUGAAUUUCAUUUCAUAUCAGGAUCAACGAAUUCUGACGGAGGCGAGCAACUGAGAAAAGUACACGGAUUAUCAGAGAGUUUCUAUGACGCUGUAUUCCGACCGAUCAACAACAUGGAUGUGUGGAGUAUCAUCCCAAUGCUUCUACGUCCUAGAAGCAAGGGAUUUAUCCAGUUACGUAGCGCGAACCCUUACGAUUACCCAUACAUAUACCCGAAUUACUUGACUGACGAGAUGGAUGUCAAAACUUUGGUGGAAGGCGUGAAAAUUGCCGUGGCUGUGUCAAGGACGAAGGCCUUUCAGAGGUACGGCUCGGUAUUGAACAAGCACGUGUUCCCUGCUUGUGCUAGCAUACAGAGGUAUACCGAUGCGUACUGGGAAUGCAUGAUCAGGCAGUAUACUUGUACGAUAUACCAUCCUGUCGGGACUGCGAAGAUGGGUCCGUAUUGGGACCCAGACGCGGUUGUGGACACUGAGUUGAGGGUGUACGGUGUUAAGGGACUCAGGGUCAUCGAUGGCAGUAUAAUACCCAACCUUGUCAGUGGGAACACCAACGCCCCCAUCAUAAUGAUCGGGGAGAAAGGCAGUGACAUGAUCAAGGAGUUCUGGCUCAAGCGGAGGGUCUCAAGAAGAUACUACGCCUGAUGGUCACGUACAAAACUUAUUAGGUAUUAAUCAGUAUUAUGGGGCUCGCCUUCUGUAAAUAGCGUUGUAAUUUAUUUUUGUUGUUAUUCUAUAAAUAAGUUGAUGCGUAACUACACGUGUCGAUAGCAUUUAAAACCUGGACAUUACAAAGUUUAUUACUGAUCUAUGAUGAUGACAUAAGGUAUCUUAUUGUUUCUCAUAAAUCUACCUUACUUUGA
Messenger RNA from Ostrinia furnacalis (Asian corn borer), 2338 nucleotides. RefSeq names its product glucose dehydrogenase [FAD, quinone]. The coding region runs from base 222 to 2120 and encodes 632 amino acids. The transcript is spliced from 5 exons. The record is from RefSeq and is a predicted model, not a curated record. Gene Ontology annotation, molecular function: oxidoreductase activity, acting on CH-OH group of donors; flavin adenine dinucleotide binding. NCBI's taxonomy places the organism in Eukaryota, Metazoa, Arthropoda, Insecta, Lepidoptera, Crambidae.